UCCGACGGACCCUGAACGCAUCCUUGUUCUGAUCUUUGUGAGGAGCAGCGAAACGAUCGCAGUUAGCAACGGCCAGCAGGAGCUCCGUUCGGCGGAACACAGCGGAGGAUACCGAGCCUGGACGCGAUUAAAACACCUUUCCAGCGAUUACACGAUCCCCACAACGAACUAAGAAUGGUCCCCUGGUGAAGACGGCACCACCCAGGGGUGUGGAGUGGGACUGCAUCUUCUCACAGCCAACAGCCUCCUGAAGCUCUUCUGCUGUUGCCAGAUGGACCUGGACCUGUAGGGCAGCAGCGAGUCAGGACUGAAAUCAGCCGAGGAGCGGAGCGGCGCGGCGCGGGAGCAGGAAGGGCAGAGGAGAGGACGAGGGGCUCCACCAUGUCGUCCAACAGGGGACAGAACCCUCAUGGACUGAAACAGAUCGGUCUGGACCAGAUCUGGGAUGACCUGCGGGCUGGAAUCCAGCAGGUGUACACGCGGCAGAGCAUGGCCAAGGCCCGCUACAUGGAGCUCUACACACAUGUAUAUAACUAUUGCACCAGCGUCCACCAGUCCAGCCAGGUCAGAGGCCCCUUGGCUCCAGCCAAGCCCUCCAAGAAGUCCACCACCCCGGGAGGGGCUCAGUUUGUGGGGCUGGAGCUCUACAAGCGACUCAAAGAGUUCCUGAAGAACUACCUGACCAGCCUGCUGAAGGAUGGCGAGGACCUGAUGGACGAGUGUGUGCUGAAGUUCUACACCCAGCAGUGGGAGGACUACCGCUUCUCCAGUAAGGUCCUAAACGGGAUCUGCGCCUACCUCAACCGCCACUGGGUCCGACGGGAGUGUGACGAGGGCCGCAAGGGCAUCUACGAGAUCUACUCGCUGGCUCUGGUCACGUGGAGGGAGUGUUUAUUCCGACCGCUCAACAAACAGGUAACAAACGCCGUUCUGAAGCUGAUCGAGCGCGAGCGGAACGGAGAGACCAUCAACACCCGACUGAUCAGCGGAGUCGUCCAGUCCUACGUGGAGUUGGGUCUGAACGAGGAGGACGCCUUCGCCAAAGGUCCCACGCUCUCCGUCUACAAGGAAUACUUUGAGUGUCAGUUCCUCACCGACACGGAGCGCUUCUACACCCGGGAGAGCACCGAGUUCCUGCAGCAGAACCCGGUCACCGAGUACAUGAAGAAGGCAGAGGCCCGUCUCCUGGAGGAGCAGCGCCGCGUUCAGGUCUACCUCCACGAGUCCACGCAGGACGAGCUGGCCCGGAAGUGCGAGCAGGUCCUCAUCGAGAAGCACCUGGAGAUCUUCCACACGGAGUUCCAGAACCUGCUGGAUGCCGACAAGAACGAAGAUCUGGGUCGGAUGUACAACCUGGUGUCGCGGAUCACCGACGGUCUCGGAGAACUGAAGAAACUUCUGGAGACUCACAUCCACAACCAGGGCCUGGCCGCCAUCGAGAAGUGUGGAGAGGCUGCGCUCAACGACCCAAAAGUUUAUGUCCAGACGACCCUGGAUGUCCAUAAGAAGUACAACGCCCUCGUCAUGUCCGCCUUCAACAAUGAUGCUGGCUUUGUGGCGGCCCUCGAUAAGGCGUGCGGUCGCUUCAUCAACAACAAUGCCGUCACCAGGAUGGCCCAGUCCUCCAGCAAGUCCCCAGAGCUGCUGGCCCGGUACUGCGACUCUCUGCUGAAGAAGAGCUCCAAAAACCCAGAGGAGGCAGAACUGGAGGACACGCUCAACCAAGUGAUGGUUGUGUUCAAGUACAUCGAAGACAAAGAUGUUUUCCAGAAGUUCUACGCUAAGAUGUUGGCCAAGCGUCUGGUCCACCAGAACAGCGCCAGCGACGACGCCGAGGCCAGCAUGAUCUCCAAGCUUAAGCAAGCGUGCGGCUUCGAGUACACGUCCAAGCUGCAGCGCAUGUUCCAGGACAUCGGAGUCAGCAAAGACCUGAACGAGCAGUUUAAGAAACACCUCAGCAACUCGGAGCCUCUGGACUUGGACUUCAGCAUCCAGGUUCUGAGUUCUGGAUCGUGGCCGUUCCAGCAGUCGUGCACCUUCGCCCUUCCGUCGGAGCUGGAGCGAAGCUACCAGCGCUUCACCGCGUUUUACGCCAGCCGGCACAGCGGCAGGAAGCUCACCUGGCUGUAUCACCUGUCCAAAGGAGAGCUGGUCACCAACUGCUUCAAGAACAGGUACACGCUGCAGGCCUCCACCUUCCAGAUGGCCAUCCUGCUGCAGUACAACACGGAGGACAGCUACACGGUGCAGCAGCUGACCGACAGCACGCAGAUCAAAACCGAUAUUCUGGUUCAGGUGCUGCAGAUCCUGCUGAAGUCAAAGCUGCUGGUUCUGGAGGACGAGAACGCCAACGUGGACGAGGUGGACUUCAAACCGGACACGGUCAUCAAACUCUUCCUAGGAUACAAGAAUAAGAAGCUGAGGGUGAACAUCAACGUCCCGAUGAAGACGGAGCAGAAACAAGAGCAGGAGACCACCCACAAGAACAUCGAGGAGGACAGGAAGCUCCUCAUCCAGGCUGCCAUUGUGAGGAUCAUGAAGAUGAGGAAGGUCCUGAAGCAUCAGCAGCUGCUGGCUGAAGUUCUGAACCAGCUGUCAUCCCGAUUCAAACCCAGAGUUCCCGUCAUUAAGAAAUGCAUCGACAUCCUGAUAGAGAAGGAGUACCUGGAGCGGGUGGAUGGCGAGAAGGACACCUACAGCUACCUGGCCUGAACGUCCCGCCCACGUCCCGCCUGUUUUAUUUGUUUGUAACUUUUUUUAAUUUCAUGUCCGAGUAACAAAGUGUGGAUCCUUCUGAGCGGCGACCAUGUGACCAACGAGAGGGGUAGGAGAACCCCGUCUACACUCGCCCCCCCCACGCCGUCAUGUUGUAAAUAUCCGACUGUAAGAGGAACACGACCUCUCCGCUUAGGUAAACGUUAACGAAUUAGUCAGGAGCGCCGCAUCCAAAGGUUUCUGCAUGCUACUGCCUUCCUGCGCUGCCGCGAUCAGAUCGAAGCGUACAAACGACCGGGACGUGUCUGGACCGCAGGACUGAGCCCGGUUCAGAACCACUUCUGUAUCUGCUCCAGUCGUUCUGGUUGGAGGUCGGGAUCGUGCAGCAGGAUGGAUCCAUUACUGAACGGUGGACAUUUGUAUAGUGUGGUUCAUUUUCUAAAUGUGUGAUAAAUAAAGUCAAGGAAAGAUUUCUCUAAA
This is a messenger RNA of Nothobranchius furzeri (turquoise killifish), 3195 nucleotides long. Its product is annotated as cullin-1. Gene Ontology annotation, biological process: SCF-dependent proteasomal ubiquitin-dependent protein catabolic process; protein ubiquitination. Gene Ontology annotation, molecular function: ubiquitin protein ligase binding; protein-macromolecule adaptor activity. Lineage: Eukaryota; Metazoa; Chordata; Actinopteri; Cyprinodontiformes; Nothobranchiidae. The record is from RefSeq and is a predicted model, not a curated record. Gene Ontology annotation, cellular component: SCF ubiquitin ligase complex.